AUGGCGGCCGUCUCGGAAAGGGUCUCUGAACCGAUGACUACAGAUCAUUCACAACACCGCCAACAACUUACCGAUCGUCUUGAGAUCCUCAGAAACAACGAACGUUUCUGUGAUGUAAUAGUCGAAGUAAAGGGUAAAGAGUUCAAAGCUCACAAAGCUGUUCUAGCUGCAGCAAGCCCGUUUUUUCUUACACUUCUAGAAAGUAACAUGAGAGAAAGCAGCGAACACUUGAUAAAGAUAGAACUUGAGGACGCAACUGCGUCUAUCGUGGAAGACGUUUUAAAGUACAUUUACACUGGAAAUGUUUCAGUCACUGAGGAAAGUGCUCACAAUCUGAUUGCAACGGCCGAUUACCUUUUUUUACCAGGCUUAAAAUCGUUGGCUUGUGAUUUCUUAAAAGGGAUCUUGGCAACAGAGAACUGUGUUUUUAAUUAUUACUUUGCUGAAAGAUAUCAGUGCGUGAAUCUAAAGGAGGAAUGCCGAGAGCUCAUAAAAUCAAAUUUCAGUGCAGUUAUGGAAACAGAUGAUUUCCUAAACCUUGAUGCAAAGCAAGUGUUGGAGUGGGUGUCUAGUGAUGACAUCACUGUCAGCGCGGAGGAAGAAGUUUUCAGAGGAAUCGUGAAGUGGGUACAUCAAAGCAAAAGUGAAAGAGAAAAGGAAUUUUCAGAUUUGUUGCAGCACAUCCGUCUUGGUUCUUUGGACCACAAUUUUCUGUUCAAUGAACUUGUGAAGGAAGAACUUAUAACAGCUAACAAUGACUGUCUAAACUUUGUGUUAAGUUCCUUGGAGUCAAUUUUCAGCCCUACUCUUCAAAGACGUAUCAAAUCUAGAUCAUGUCUACAAACACAGUUGAGUGGAAUUUUUGUUUGUGGUGGAAGAAAAGCCUUGUGUUACCGUCCCAGUGAAAAUAUUUGGUAUCAGUUGCCGAACAUGUUAAUGGAACAUCAAAAUCAUGCUGCCAUGCAGUGCAGAGACAAAGUUUACAUAUUUAGUACACGUAAUCAGAGUGGUGCAGAUUUUUACAUGCCCUCAACCAACACUUGGGGUGCAUUUCAAAUACAGUGUGCAUCACAUGUCGAGAAAUUUUGUAGCCUAUUUACGUUGCAUGAAAAUAUGACUUUGUAUGCAUUAACAGAGGAAUCCUUUUCUAGGGGUAACAUUUUACUAUAUGAUCCUGUGAAAUGUGAGUGGAGAGUCAUAGGUAUUAGACCUAAUAAAGUCAACUGGUGUGGAUCCUGUGGUGUGGCUGAUGGUUAUCACCUUUAUAUGAUAGGUGGAUGUGAUAGUUAUUAUUUCGGGGGGAACUCUGGGGCAACUACAGUUCUAAGGAUUGAUAUACAUGCAGAAAAAGGCAACUGUGAAGAGGUUGCACCCAUGAAUGAGGGAAGGUACAAUGCUUUUGGAACAGCCAUGAAUGGUAAAAUCUAUGUAGCAGGUGGAAAGCAGAGGUCUUUAGUGCUCAACACCUGUGAGAUGUAUGAUCCAGCAACCAAUGAGUGGCAGAUGAUGCCUAGUCUUGAUGUACUACGUUACUCUUCAAGCAUGGUGUGCUUUCAAGGAUCAUUGUAUGUCAUUGGUGGAUUUAACAAUCGCUCAAGGGAGUUGUCGGUGGAAAUGUUUGAUACAAGUACAAAUAAAUGGAUCAAAAGGUCAACCAUACCCAUUAAAAAUGAAGAUGAAGAGGAAAAAAAGAAAAACUGGCACUACAAAGCUUGUUUUGCAACAGUACAUAAAGAUGUACUAAAGAAUCAGGAGAAGAUUUCAUAA
This is a messenger RNA of Porites evermanni, 1767 nucleotides long. Lineage: Eukaryota; Metazoa; Cnidaria; Anthozoa; Scleractinia; Poritidae. The record is from the annotation of a GenBank genome assembly.